GCAACUUCUGGUUUCCUGCAUACAGCAUUGUCUUUUUCCUUUAAUUUCUCUUAAUUUUGCUUCAUAGUACCUUUUAUGUACCUCAGUCUCGUCUUCGGUUGUAAACAGUUUUCAGAAUGACACCAUUACAGUUCAAAGAUGUUUUUUGGGGCCUAGAAUUCACCAGUAACAUUGGCUAUGAGACUGUUAUCAUGAGGCUAUGUGAUGGGCGACGAACUUGCAAAGACAUGGAGGAGCUUUUAAAAAUGAGGGCAAUAGCAGAGGAAAGGUAUGGCAAGGAAUUGAUUACUAUAGCACGCAAGACAGGAGGCCUAAGUGAAAUUGGUAGCACUUUGAAGGCAUCAUUUGAACAACUAAAAUCUCAAAUGGAGAACAUUGGAAAUGUGCACAUUCAUCUCUCUGGAAUGUUACGAGAAGAGGCAAAACGUAUGGAGCAAUUCAGAGAGAGGCAGAAGGAGCAGCAGAAAAAGUUUGAGAUCGUCAUGGAAAAAGUUCAGAAGAUCAAGGUGUCGUUAUAUAAGAAAACCAUGGAGUCUAAAAGGACAUAUGAACAGAGGUGUAGAGAGGCUGAUCAAGCUGAGCUAGCAGCCGAGAAGAUCAACAACACACCCACUGUUACCCCCAAACAAUCAGAAAAGACACAAAAUAAAGCAAAACAGUAUAGGGAAGCAGCCACAGAUGCAGAGAAGCAGUACAUGUCAAACAUAGAACAGUUGGAAAGGAUUCGUCUGGAAUGGAACACCACACAUGAGUGCACAUGUGAGGUCUUCCAGCAGCAGGAAGAUGAUAGAAUUAACAUUCUGAGAAAUGCUAUUUGGGUCCAUUGUAACCACUUCUCAAUGCAAUGCGUCAAAGAUGAUGAGUGCUAUGAGGAGGUGAGGACAGUUCUAGAAAUGUGUGACAUCACGGCAGACAUCAACAGUUUCAUCACUAUGAAAAGCACAGGCACAGCUCCCGCAGCACCCAUUAUCUUUGAGAACUACUAUGACAAAGAACCCACAGUGGACAGCAAUGGUAUCACUCGCUUUAGAGGAGGUGUGAUGAAGAGGUUUUCAAAUCUCUUACAAAGCAGUUGUGCAGUUGGCUCAAAAAAUAAUAUUCAUGAAUAUACUCCAGCACUCCCUUCUGCUGACAACUCAGAUGGGGUGUAUGCAUCUAUUCCCGGAUUUCAACAAGAAACUUCAAACAAUGCUGCGCCUCAGAGCAAGAAAUAUCAGGCUGAGUAUGACUAUGUAGCUCAGGGCACUGAUGAGCUCUCCAUCUCUGUGGGGGAGGUGGUGCUUGUGGUGGAGCAGGGAGAAGAUGGCUGGUGGAUGGUGCAGAGGGACGGUCAGACUGGGCUUGUUCCAGGCUCCUACUUGGCCAAGAUUUGAAUCAAGAGUGGGAGAGGACAAGAGCAUACUGGAAAGACUCUCCCUGUCUUUAAACACCCUUUAAUAAUUUAAUAACAGUUAUUAAGAGGACUUCUGAAAAUCUGUUUAAAUUAUGGAAACUGAUCGUAGAUCAGCUCUUCUGCAUGUUCAUUUGUAAUCAACAACUGGUUAUUAUGGUGGGCUAUCAUUUUUUUUGUUUUAUUUUAUAUACCAUUUUCUCCCCAAUUUGGCAUGGCAAUUCCCAAUGUGCUCUUAUUCCUCAUGGUGGCGCAGCAACCUGCCUCAAUUCGGGUGGUGGAAUAUGAAUCAGUUGCCUCAGCUUCUGAGACAGUCAGCCCAUGCAUCUUAUCUCGUGGCUUGCGGGCAUGUUAACGUAGCAUCCACGCACAAAUCGCCACACACCCCAUCGAGAGCGAGAGCCACCUUAUAGAGACUACCAAGAAGGUAACUCGCAUGACUGUAAUCACCCAAGCAAAUGGGCCAAUUAGUUGCUUUGGGAGCCUGGCUGGAAUCACUCAGUCACCCCGGAUUCUAACUCGCUUCUCCAGGGGUGGUAGUCAGCGUCUUUGCUUGCUGAGCUACCCAGGCCCCAUGGUGGGCUAUCAUUGUUGAGAUUCAUAUUUAUUGUUUUGAUGGAAAGAUUAUUUAUUGUGAAUAAAAAGCAUAAGAAUGUAUAACAAACAAUGACCUAGGCACUUCGGACUAGAAAUUAUUUUAGUUCACAGAGAACAAGGUGGCAAUUCACAAAGCCAUGAUCUGUCAUGAUCUUCUAUUGCAAUCAUAUUUCAACAUAAUUAUUUAGCAAUCAGUGAUUAUAAGAGGCUUAAGUUUUGUGAUAAUUUAAAGGUAACACUUCACAAGGUUCCAUUUGUUAACAUUAGUUUAAGGAAUAUUCCAGGUUCAAUACAAGUUGAGAUAAAUUGACAGCAUUUGUGGAAAAACUUUUAUGACAACAAACAAGGUAAUUUGGAUAAAUGCCCGUUUACAGUAAGGCACUUGUAAUAGACGUGAAUGGGGCCAAUGUUUGGAGGGUUUAAAAAAGGCAGAAAUGAGAAGUUUAUAAUUUUAUAAAAGCACACAUUAAUUCUUCUUUUAAAACUCAUAUAUUUGAGCUGUAAAGUUGUUUAAAUUGUAAUUUAUACAAUAUUUUUAGGGUUUUAAUGUUUGUUGACAUUACAUCGUUAUAGCAACGAAGUUGUAAAUUUAGCUAUAGCUUUACACAGAAAAGGUCAGGAAGUGAUUUUAAUCACACUAAAAUCAUGUUAACUGGCUAUACUUUUGAAAUAAUAUUUUAAAGUUUACGGAUUGGUCCCAUUCACUUCCAUUGUAAGUGCCUCACUGUAAACCAGAUUUGUUAUUCUUAAAAAAAAAAAAAAAAAAGAGGGGCAAGUCAAAAUAAAUGUUUGUGGUAAUUGAUAUUAUGCCACAAAUGGUGUCGAUUGAGCUUAACUUGUUUUGAACUCAGAAUAUUCCUUUAACAACAUUAGUUAACAUGAACUAACAAUGAACAAUAAUUUUACAGCAUUUACUAAUAUUAGAGUUUAUCUGUUCAUUUAAACAAAGUAAUACAUUUUUAGAAUCAAAACUUAUAUAUGUUAACAUUAGUUAAUGCACUAUUUGUCUAUUUUCUUAAUGAACACUAACAAAGAUUAAUAGAUGCUUUAAAAAAUAUAUUUAAUUUUAAGUUCAUGAUACCUAAUGCAUUAACUAAUGUUAACAAAUGGAACCGAACUGUAGUGAACUCAAUUUAAAUAUUAAGUUAAAUAAGUUAUAAUACAUCUUUAAUGGGAAUAAUCUACCUAGUGUAUGUCAUUUGGUUGCUUCAUUGAGUGCAUCACAAAUAAAAACUAA
Molecule: messenger RNA, 3224 nt
Organism: Xyrauchen texanus (razorback sucker)
Lineage: Eukaryota; Metazoa; Chordata; Actinopteri; Cypriniformes; Catostomidae
Product: proline-serine-threonine phosphatase-interacting protein 1-like
Exons: 15
Coding region: 117-1373 (418 amino acids)
Biological process (GO): actin filament polymerization
Cellular component (GO): plasma membrane; cytoplasm; actin filament
Molecular function (GO): actin filament binding
Source: RefSeq, a predicted model, not a curated record